Molecule: messenger RNA, 1761 nt
Organism: Cuculus canorus (common cuckoo)
Lineage: Eukaryota; Metazoa; Chordata; Aves; Cuculiformes; Cuculidae
Gene: HYKK
Product: hydroxylysine kinase
Exons: 5
Coding region: 504-1643 (379 amino acids)
Molecular function (GO): amino acid kinase activity
Source: RefSeq, a predicted model, not a curated record
GUGAUGGAGUCACCAUCCCUGGAAGUAUUUAGAACACAGGCAGAUGAGGUGCUUAGGCAUAUGAUUUAGUAGUGGACAGGCAGGUACAGUUUGGGUUUGAUGAUCUUACUGAUGAGGUCUUUUCCAGCCUAGGGAUUCUAUGAUUCUGUUUUCCCUUCUCUCUCGUGCUGCUGGAAAGCCACAGCCACCAGCACGCUCGCUGCUGAGCCUCCCCCCUCCACUCGUGGCGCGGGACAAAGGCUGUUCCCAGCAGGAAGUGGGGGCUGCUGGGAGGCCGAAGGUCAGCGCUGCUCCAGCAGACCAGGGGUUGCCGGUUCAGGCGGCGGAGAGCACGGCUCAGGAGCCGGAGCGCCGAGGCCGUAACCAGGAUCCUCUCUGCCUGAAAGCUGCGAGCUACUAAAACACUUCCUGUCUUUUGCAGGCGUGGAAUCAGAACUUCCUGAGCAGCACAGUCUGCUGUUCAUUAGGAGAUUACUCCUGGAAACCAGCAUACCAGAGACGUGAUGUCUUCUGACAACGGCUGCCAGCCCCAGGCACUGACCAAGCCAGCACUUGGUGAAACAGAAGCCGCUGAGCUGGUUGACAGGGUGUUUGGGUUAAAGGUGUCCUGGAUCAGGCCACUCCCCAGCUACGACGAUCAGAAUUUCCACGUGCGUGUCUCCAGAAACAAAGAUGCAGUACAAGAUGCUGAAGAGUAUGUCCUCAAAAUCACCAAUUCGGAAGACAGCCAGGAGCCUGACCUCAUUGAAGUGCAGACCCAGGCUAUGAUGUUUCUUAGCACUGAAGGCUUUCCUGCAGCUACUCCUUAUCUUACGAAGAAUGGGAACAUAAUGUCUCUGGAGUCAGGAGGCUGCAGAUCUGGGAACAAAAAGUUCAUAAUCAGGCUGCUCACUUACCUGCCAGGUACGCCUGUAGCAAAGAUUGCUACAAAUGCUGAGAUUCUCUACGAGAUUGGAAAGCUAGCUGCCAGUCUGGAUAAAGCUCUUGCGGAGAAAUUCCAUCAUCCCUCAGCAAAAAGCCUGCAUCGAGGUCAGUUCAUUUGGAAUCUGGCAAAUGUUCCUCUUCUAGAUCAGUACAUUUAUGCCUUGGGCCAGAACAAAUAUCGUCCACUUGUGGAACAAGUUAUUGAGCAGUUUAAAGGGAAAGUGAUACCCAAGCUCAGCAGUUUCCGAGCCUGUAUCAAUCAUGGAGAUCUUAACGACCACAACAUUCUAGUAGACUUCUGCUCUGAUUCCUUGGAGAAUCCUCGGUACAGAGUGUCCGGCAUCCUGGAUUUCAGUGACAUGAGUUACGGAUACUAUGUAUUUGAAGUCGCAAUAGUGAUCAUGUACAUGAUGGUUGAGAGCUCGGAUCCUCUGCGUGUCGGUGGACACGUUCUGGCAGGCUUUGAGAGCGUUGUGCCGCUCACGGUGGAGGAGAGGGGAGCCCUCUUCCUCCUGGUUAGCGGGAGGUUUGCACAGUCCCUCGUCAUUGCAGCCCACACGGCCCUGCAGUACCCAGAGAACAGGGAAUACCUCAUGAUCACGGCCAAAAACGGAUGGAAAUGCUUGAUGGCCAUGUUUGAGGUGGGCCAGGCUGCUGUGGAGGAGAUGUGGUUCAAGACUGCCAGAGCAUAUGUAGACCCUCUGCCUGCUGGGCAGUGAUGGCUGAUGAGGGGCUAGUGCGGUGAUGCUCAGCUGUUCCAAUAAAGGGGUGCUGAAGGGGGCAAAGUGCAUCCUGCUCUGUUUGUCUGAGGUGAGGGUAGGCAGGUGGCCCCUUGCC